UCCAUAUCAUCAGGUGUUGUCCUUCACUAAUGCUAUAAAGGCAUGAACUAGUGCCACAGUCAGCUUUUGCACUGAACACAGGAGGCAACUGACAUCUCCAGACCAUGCUGCCUGCAACAUUCAAACUGUGCUGUGGGAUCUCACAUGAUCACCUUCGAAGCAUAACUGGCCUGAAAAGAACAGCUAUGGCAGCUAUCGGGCAUGACCUGCAAGGAAUGAUGUUAAAAGGAUCUCACUGUCUUCCUUCUAAACUUCCCGGCUAUGUUCAGAGGUUGAUGUGGAAAGAUACUGCUGGGACUCAAGAAGAUGGCACUGGCAUCAGCUCUGUCUGGUUUUCAAGCACAGAGCUGUCUUAUGUGAAUCAAGGAGAAGUUACCCUGCACAGAGCGAUGGAGAUACUGCAGCAGCAAAAUGGUUGGCAGAUGGAAACAAAGCAGGGAAAUGGAGAUGCAGUGCUGAGUACAGUCAUCCCACAGCUUGGCAAAGUCUUCCGAAUAGAGGUGGUGUUGGCUGUUCCAAUGGACCAAUUGUACCAUGAGCUGUUUGAGAGCCUGGAGCGAAUGCCUGAGUGGAACCCUACUCUCAGUCAAGUCAAGAUUCUACAAAGAAUUGGGAAGGAUACCCUGUUGACUCAUGAAAUUGCAAGUCAGAGCCCCGGGAACCUUGUUGGCCAAAGGGACUUUGUCAACAUACGGCGCUGCUGGAAGAAAGAGACAGCAGUGUAUUUGGUUGGCACUGCGGCCUACUCAGAACUUAUCCCACUGCAAGAGGAACAAGUCAGGGCUGAGGCCACACUCAGCUGCAUUGUUCUGCAACCACUGGAAGAGAACCCAAUGCAGACCCGUUUCACCUGGCUCUUGAGCAUGGACCUUAAGGGAUGGAUCCCCAAAUCUGUUAUCAAUUAUGUCCUGCCACAGUCGCAAGUAGAUUUUAUCAAACACCUCCGCCAGCAUCUCUCCAUUUCAGCAUGGCCCUGAGCUUCCAGGAGGAUGGACUCUACCUUGGUACAAAACUGCUAUAAGAGGAGAAGGAACUCUCAGAAAGCAUGGUGAAAGAGAAGGGUAUCCAUGGUGUUCUGUUGCUGCUACAGUCAUGCAGGCAUGACAGCUGAGGUGCAGAACUCUGAACCCAAUGACAAACAUCCCAGUGUUUGGAAAGGAUUAAUCUCUGGGGUUUGGCUUUCAGUUGAUAGCACAGCUCAUAUCCAACAGUUUACUUUGUGCCUCUCUCUACUUAUAACAGUCUCCUCCACUACUUUUCUUGCAAGAAUUUGGCUGGGUAGUUCUGCCAGCAACAAACUUUUGUAGUCCCCCAGCCUCUGCAGUGAACAUGGGCAACUUGGAAAGCAAAAGGGACCUCAAUUACCAGCGUGGUCUGUUCUGACUGAAAGUGGGGAAAUGUCAUCAAAGCAGUUUUUGCUGUUAAAUUACUGAGGUGGUAUGUUCUAAUCAAAUAGUAGGGGAUGUGUUCAGGAACCCUAAGUGAUAUCCCUGUCUGUCAGCUCACCACUGUUGAUAUUAAUGAUGGUGUCUGGCCCCCCCUCUUGUGAAACAUCAUCUCUUGCUGUACUGACCCAUUGUAGAAGGGACAGCACGUAACACACAUUUAAUACUUUUUCAUAUAAGCUUUCAUUCCAUACUUUCCCUGUUUCAGUGUUUCCAGUUAUUGUUCUCAUUAUUUACACUAUCAUCAUUUGUAAACACAGACUCUGAUUUUGUUUCUGGAUUUGUCAGUCACAGUUUCUUUAAAAAGACUAAACUGUUUUAUUUUUCUGUAUUUUGAUAGAAUCACAGAUAGUCAAAGACACUUACCUCACCAGUCUGAGGCCCUGUUUUGAUGGGCAGAAAGGGGUAUUUUCAUUUUACGCUAGCUCUCAAUUUGGCUUAAUACAAUUGGAAAGCCCACAGGAGGAUGUAGAAUAACACAUCUGAAGCCACUUUAGCAAUCUUUUGGUUGGCCAAGAUGAAGUUCAGUGGCUUGUGUAGGAAAUUUAAGAAUUUAAGAAAAAUUAUCCAAAUUAACUUUUCAAAUAGAUUAAACUGCAUUAAACCUCUUUGUGGACACACUUAUUCAAAUUGAAAGUAGUCUUAAUUCAACUUCAUUAAAUUUUCUUUAAAAGUAAAUUAUGUCUUAGUAAGGCCUCCUCAUUUCAAAUAAGUGUCCAUGCAGCAGCUAAUCCCCUUAGAACCACAUUUUUAGUACAUUCAGAUUAAGUAUCCUGAGUGUCCCAGUGUUGGCAAACCUUAGUUAAAACAUGAUCAAGUAACAGUUAUUCAAAAGGAUUAUCCUGCCUUUUGAGAGAUUUUGAAUUCUUGAAGCUGGGUUAAUUGAAUGGCUGAAAAACAACCCUUUCUGUCUACCACAGCUGAGUUCAGGAAUUACAGUGCAGAGAGAAAAAGGGGGGUACUGCAGUCAAAUCCAGAGAUGCUUCAAUUCCAUCAAGGUGUUCCACUGACUACCUAAUUUGUGUAAGAGUGGAGUUCAGGUCACCAGGCACCUACAUAGUGGGAUUUCCUGGUAAUUAUGUGACCACAUCUUUACAAGUAGAAUAAACCCUACUAGCUGCUUCAAAAUAGUAGCUAAAAACCAAUGUGAACAAUUGCCUUGGCUUUCUCACCGGGGUGCCUGUUUUAGAAAUAGUGUUGCUUAGUUAAAUGAAUAUUUUGGUUAACAGGAUGAAUCUGCACAGAACAGCAAAGCAUAGUUAAAAACAAACAUUGCAAUAGUGAAUCUGAAUCCUUCUAGGCUGUGGAAAAUGGCACUAUUACAGCCAUUUCAGUGUGACUGCUAAUUUAUCAGUUUGCAUGUUUUUUGGGUGUCUUAUUUAUUGAGCAGGAAUACCAUCACAAUGGCUGUAAGUCUUGGUAAGAAUCUGCCAGCUGCAUACAAACAUUACUAGCUGAACUAAAAUAAAGAAACAAUGUGUGGUCUCCUUAUGGCCAGGAAUAAUGGAAUGUGCCUCUCAUUUAUACCCCAGUUUGGGGGAUGGGAGAGGAGGAAGGUUUGGUGAACAUAAUCCCCAAUAUGGACAAAGGCUUAAUCUUUCGAUGAUACAUUCCACUACAUCCCUCUGUUGCUCCAGCUUUUUGGUAGCUCUGUUUCUUUUUAUACUGUAGUUUGCAAAUGUAUUUGGAGGCUUGGUUCUCAGUUUGAUGUCUCACUGAAACCCUGAAGCCGUGACAUCUCCACAUGCUUUGAAGCACUGAUCUCAAAGAUGUAGGUAGAAACCAACCUUUGACAAGAAAGAAGGUACUAAUUAUGCUGCUCCUCACCCCAGAGCCUGGGCCUUUAGUCCCCAAUGCCUGUAUAGCAUGUGUAUGUUAUGCAGGCAGAGGAACACCAUCAGAAUACUCAUCGGAUACACUUUACACAGACACAAGACAGUGGAGAAUCAGGAUCAGAGCAUCUUCUAUGCAAGGGUCUUAUAUGCUAGAAGGAGGUGCAAUGCAUCUUUAUAGCUGGACUUUUAUUUCUUCUAACAAUAUGACUUCUCCCCUUAUUCCUUUCCUCCCCUCCCCCCUCUUUUCCUUAUCAUUCUUUUGGAGCUCAGAGUGAAAGCCACUUCCUGCACAUU
Alligator mississippiensis (American alligator) is the source of this 3574-nucleotide messenger RNA. Its product is annotated as steroidogenic acute regulatory protein, mitochondrial. Gene Ontology annotation, molecular function: cholesterol transfer activity; cholesterol binding. Gene Ontology annotation, cellular component: mitochondrion; mitochondrial intermembrane space. NCBI's taxonomy places the organism in Eukaryota, Metazoa, Chordata, Crocodylia, Alligatoridae. Gene Ontology annotation, biological process: regulation of steroid biosynthetic process; intracellular cholesterol transport; steroid biosynthetic process. The transcript has 7 exons. The record is from RefSeq and is a predicted model, not a curated record. The coding region runs from base 105 to 977 and encodes 290 amino acids.